Molecule: messenger RNA, 8069 nt
Organism: Petromyzon marinus (sea lamprey)
Lineage: Eukaryota; Metazoa; Chordata; Hyperoartia; Petromyzontiformes; Petromyzontidae
Product: thyroid hormone receptor beta-A
Biological process (GO): positive regulation of transcription by RNA polymerase II; negative regulation of transcription by RNA polymerase II; thyroid hormone receptor signaling pathway
Cellular component (GO): RNA polymerase II transcription regulator complex
Molecular function (GO): zinc ion binding; RNA polymerase II cis-regulatory region sequence-specific DNA binding; nuclear receptor activity
Source: RefSeq, a predicted model, not a curated record
AUAACGCGAUCUAACCCAAGAACAUUUAUUAUGAAUAAUAUUGGUCGCGAAGGCUUACGUGUUAAAUGUUGUUACUUGCUUGGUGAUGUUUUUCUGCUCAGCCUGCAUUCUGACCUACAGAAUUCAGGCCAACCUGUGAAGCAAAAUCGGCCCAGAGAAUUUAGGCCUGAGGCUAAAAUGGCAGUCAACUUGAGUUGAUCAAAACAUGGAAUGGUGGGGGCUCAAAUCGAAUUCCGUGGCUCAUGGCUCAUGGUAUUGCCGUAUUUCCAUCUACCGGGCCCCCUUUACAGCUCUGCAAAUACAGCCAACUCUCAAUUAUUUCUCGAGUAAUUUUGGGGGGGAAGGGGGGCGGGGCCUGGUAACCUUGAUUAAUAAAAGAAAAUGCAGAUAAUGCAAAACACAUGCCAAUUAGGAUGCAAAACAUUUGUUGAAUGGGGCGAAGACCUAGAAUGUCUCAAGUCUGUUUUUUUUAUUGCUGCUUGGAGUAAUAUGUUUACUUCCCAGCGCGCGUGUUGGUAUUUGCGGUGGGCACGUGACAGUGGGCAACAGCCAAUAAUGAAAGCACUGUGUGCUUAGAGAUAUUUGAUUGAUUUUGUUUGCAAGCACGGUCAAUCGACCAGCCAGGGAAUCUGCCCGCGGAUAAUCGAGAAUUAACACUGGGGCCUUGGUGCACAUGACGACGUUUAACGUGAUCCACUAAGGCAACGGAAAGAUUACUGGGCUAUGGGCAGGCUCAGAAUACAGAGUGUUGAGGAGCAGGAUGGACAGGUGGCUAAGCACACACGCGUGCGUACACAGCAGCCUGGCCGCACGGGCACCCAGGCAUGAAUACAAAUGUACACAUGGGAAAUCGUGAGACUGCCACUGAACACAAUGCGUAUUAUCACAAAGCAUUCGACUGUACUUAUUGUAUUUAUAAACGUGUUUUUUUUCAUUUUAACAGUUUUGGUGGCGCUCAUUAUUGUGCGCACGUGAUUUCUUCUUUCGUGGGGUUGAAGUUUUUUUUACUCUUACAGAAUUGACGGGGAGUACGAGCUUACGGGAGUAAAAAUCCAUUUUCCCUACUCAAAAUAGUCAGGCAAAAUUGAAACCUUCCUGUUGCAAAUAAAGAUCAGACAUAAAUACGUGGAUAAACGCAAAAAAAAGUUACAGAAUGUUAAAUUGAACAAAAAUAUAUUUUGAGGUCCUAUUGCUUAUGAGGGUUUGGGGAAGGGACUGUUUUGUGGAUUAGCAAAAUUCACGGAGAAGAGGAAUUUUUACUUUUAUCUGCAUCUUAUCCAUGCAAACACGGAUAUUGGGAUGAAUUUCAGAUGUAUUCCUCUUUCCUGCCGCAAAUAUUUGAAUAAUAAUGUGUUAUAUCGCGCCGUUCAUGUAAAUGGAAUCUCACAAUCGCCAAGGAACCACUAAAAAGCUGGAAGGCAGCCACACGCAGUUCUCUAGAUAUGAAGAUGUUUUCAGCCAAUUAAUGAGUGUUCAUACAUGUGGGAGGAAACCGGAGAGCACCCAGCGAAAAUAGAAAGAUGUAGAAGUGUAGUGGUGCUGUAUAAUGGCGUUGUAUAGUGUAAUGUGCCUUGUGUCACGGCUGUGAUAGCGUCAGCAGUGCAGGAGGCAGCAGUAGUGGCAAAAUCAUCACCAUCAUUAUAUUAUCUUCUUGUUAUCAUGGGCCAUGGUCUGUCCACUUAUGGAUGAAGGCCUCUCCGUGCUGUCGCCACCGCUUAUGGUCUUGUGAUGCUGCAGUAUAUCUCACAAACUUAUGUCAUCUCGCUCCAUCCCUGCCAUAGGAGUUGUUGUGGACCGCGGGUGAAUCAUGGAUAUUUAGGGCAUGUACAUUUUUUGGUGAAUGGAUUUUUGGAGUUUCACUCCACGUUCUGUUGCACUAUUGCCCAAUUAUUUAGCACUAUUGCCUACACAGGCAAAAUGGUAUACAGUACAUAACAAUGAUUGUGUAAGCAAAAUACAGCGUCUGACUGCAUUCCCUUACCCGCAAGUGGCAGAGUCCAAAGUCACACCCCCAAAAUCCGCCAGAAGUCCCAUCAGAUUUUUUGAGAUGCAAUGAAAUGUUUGCAUGAUGAUUAUAAAUAAAAAAAAACUGGCCUGUGCUGCUGCUUUCCUAGAAUGGCAUGACGUGGCUCUUUCCUGUACCAAAGCUUCAAGAAUAAAGACAAAUAAUUGCAUUUAUAAAAUGUGUAGAUACUACAGCAUCUCGAUACGAGCACAGCACCACCAACAACGAGUUCACCACAACCAACAUUUCAACAAUCUCGACACCAUGGCACUAACAGGCCCCGAGCAUGCGCAUUUAUGUUUAACUUCUUUCGCAUCGUACGUAGCCAACCUUGCUAAUCGGAGUAGGUGCAGACGUGUGAUAGCAGAGGGGCCCCGCUGUAACAAAGCCCCAGCAGCUCCUAGAUGGGACGUGGCACAGCCGCUGCAUGCCUCACGUAAGCCCCAGAUGAGCCAAUUGCUGCCCGGGCGUCACCCAAAGCGGACCCCGGGAGAUGCAAACACCCCCGCAGAGCACAACAUCUGCAGCCCCCCCUCUCCCCUCUCCAGGGACGUCGAACACAACCCUGAGAUUAACUAUGGCCCAAACCAAGCAAGAGGUGGGGGUGGGGGGGAAGCAAUGGCUAAGGAAGAAAACAGGGCCCCAGCGAAGAGUGAAAAGCAACAGCGAAAUAACAAGUAAAUAAGUAAAUAAAUAAUAUUAUACUAAAUCAUAAUGAAAGUUGUGUGUGGCUCUGUGGGCUCAGCCAGCCCCCUGCACUCUGCCCUCCCCUCACCCUCCCACUCUCCAUCCGCGUCCACGGCUGGAGGGGAGUGAUUUUUUUAAACUCUCGCUGCCUGCCCUGCUGGCACGUGGCGCUAUGGUUAGAUAGAACGCUUCACUCCGAGGGAUCUCUUUGUAUAUAUGGACCAUAAUGAGCAAGGGCAGCUGAAGUGCAGGCUAUGGCAGGAGCGGUGGCGAUGAGUAGCCGCGGCUGCCUGACUCACGCUCCGCCCAUCAAGCGCCCGCCCGAGGACGAUGACAUCGACGACUAUGGAGGCUUGGCCAGCUCUUCCCCUUCCUCGUCCGACUACGGCAUGGCCUACCAAGGCCAACACAGCCCGUCCUCGUCUUCGUGCGACGCCCCGAAGCGGGACGGCUCCAAAAAACACAAAGGUGCCUAUAUGCCCAGCUACCUGGACAAGAAUGAGCCCUGUGUGGUAUGCGGGGACAAGGCAACUGGCUACCACUACCGGUGCAUCACCUGCGAAGGAUGCAAGGGAUUCUUCAGGCGCACCAUCCAGAAGAACCUGCACCCAUCGUAUGCAUGCAAGUACGAGGGCAGCUGCAUCAUCGACCGGAUCACGCGGAACCAGUGCCAAGAGUGCCGCUACCAGAAGUGCAUCGCUGUGGGCAUGGCCUCUGACCUGGUGCUGGACGACAGCAAGCGCCUGGCCAAGCGGCGUCUGAUCGAGGAGAACCGGCAGCGGCGCAAGCAGGACGAGAAGCGGCGCAACGUCAUCGAGCGACCGGGGCCCAGCGACAAGGAGUGGGAGCUGAUUCAGCUCGUCACGGCCGCCCACUGCACCACCAACGCCCAGGGGAGCCAGUGGAAGGAGCACAGGCGAUUCCUGUCUGAGGAUAUUGGCCAGGAGUCCGUGCUGUCCAGCCUGGAUGGGGAUGAUAAGGUGGACCUCCAGGCCUUUACCCACUUCACAGCCAUCAUCACUCCGUCCAUCACCCGGGUUGUUGACUUUGCCAAGAAGCUGCCCAUGUUUACCGAGCUGCCGUGCGAGGACCAGAUAGUGCUGCUCAAGGGAUGCUGCAUGGAAAUCAUGUCUCUGCGCGCCGCCGUGCGCUACGACCCCGAGAGCGACACGCUCACGCUCAACGGCGAGGUCGCGGUCAAGAAAGAGCAGCUGAAGAAUGGCGGCCUGGGCCUCGUAUCGGACGCCAUAUUCGACCUGGGCCGCUCGUUGGCGGCCUUCAGCUUGGAUGACACGGAGGUGGCGCUACUGCAGGCGGUGCUGCUGAUGUCUACGGAUCGGCCUGGGCUGGUAAAUGUGGACAAGGUGGAGAAGCUGCAGGACACCUACCUGCUGGCUCUGGAGCACUACAUCAACCACCGAGAGCACCGCCUGAACCACUUCUGGCCCAAGCUGCUCAUGAAGGUGACAGACCUCCGGCUCAUUGGGGCGUGUCACUCCAGCCGCAUCUUGCACAUGAAGGUCACGUGCCCCUCCGUGCUUUUCCCUCCGCUCUUCCUGGAGAUCUUCCAGGACUGACGGGAGUCGAGAGAACUUGCGCGCACAAGCUGCCGUCCUCCUCUUGACCCUUGAGCCUAUCCCUAGCCGUAUGCUGACCUUUGCCCUGCGAGGCAUGUCACUGGGCUAAUGAGGUUAAGGCAGCCAGGUACACUACAGUUUUGUAAUUUAAAGUUGUCAUCAUUCAUGUACAUGGACAGUUCUAACACUUUAUUCUUACAAAGAUGUCACGGUCUUCUGGAUGAGGCUGUUAUUUUUUUUGUGUAUGAUGUUUAAAAGCUGACUUUAUUAUCUAAGGUUAAAGCAUUUAAUUUAUGUUUUUAAAGUUAUGGUUGGAGAACAUUUUAUAUACCACAUUUAUACAUAGUCUCUUUUCGUGGCAUACAAUAACAAUCCUAUAUGUGUGGCAUAUAACAUGCAAAUAUGUUUGAGUCAUGGCCAAAUGUUGAGUGGGUUUUGAUUUGCAGCGUUUGUGAUUGGAAUCAGUGCUGUUAGAGGUGGUUAAGCAGUAGAUAUAAAACUGUUUGCGAUUGUGGUUAAUGAGAUAAAAGUAUAGGCUUUUGUCUGCUUCAAGUAAAACAUAAUUAGAAUUAAAAUGUAGCUAUUAUUAUUUUGCUGUUUAUACCAAUGCUUGCUGUUUUUAAUCGGCCUACUUUGUGACUUCAUCAUAUACCGUAGUGAAUUUGACCUCUAUGCAUAGUUUUUCAUAGCUUUUACGAUCAUGUUCAUUAUUCCAAAAUCUAUUUUUGAUGCCUGUAUUUAAAUCGAAUCGCUAUCGUGACGUCUACAAUAUGAGAAUAGUAAUAAUCUGCAUUAUUGAUGAUGGCUCUUUCGUACAUUGAGUUAAUUUGGAAAUAGGUUCAUGAUUCUGAAUGUCACUAUUUUAUGAGGCAUUUACCCGAAAUAUCGAUUCAUAAAAUGUUUUUAACAGUAUACAAUUUUAAACAAUAAAACAUGAAAACAGUGGUACAUGAAAGCCAUUGUACUUAGAGUAAAACCUCUGGAAGCCAGACUAUUUGGGGGGGAUAAGCCCAGUUAUGGGGGAUACCCAGCAAACUACAAUUUAAAUAACACACUGAACUAAAACUAAACUCCUUUUUAUUUUAACAGGUAAAGGCCCACUUAGCUUACAUAGCUCUUUUUCACAAGUGACCUGGCCAUAAAUGACAGCUCAACCACGUGGCUUAACACGUGGAAAUGUAUAGCUGGCCAAAUACUUUAAACACAAUUAUUAACAUUCCAUUACGUGCAGCGGAGACGGAAGAAUGGAUGAUUCUUUAACCCAAUAAACAAAAUGAUUCUCCCAGGCUUGAAUAAACUUUUAUUGUUAAAGCCAGUUUUAUAUGAUUUCAGUGAACCUGUUGCAAUGUUCAGAAGUAAUUCGUGCGUUUAGAAUUUUCCGACACAAAAUAUGGCAUCGAGAUUUACGCCACAUCAUAACCGCACGCGGUGUGAACGUUUGUUCCGGUUGGAUUGUGUUUUUUUUAUUUAUUUGUCACAUUUUCUUGUUUUUAUUUAGGUAGCCUUUUCCGGCUAACCCUUUAAUUUUGGCUUAAACAAGUCUGGCUUCGUGAGGUUCCUCUGUAUAAACAAUUAUCGACGCAUUUCGUUAUUAACUUUUGGUCUGGCAAAUUGCUGAAAGUUUACUUCAUGAACGACUGUACUGUAGAUUGUGACUUUUAUUCAUAUUGUAAUAUAAUAAUUUAAAUUAUAAAUCAUGAUUUGUUGCCUGUAAAAGUGACAUGUAAAUAAAAUAUUAAACUAUGACAUUCUAAAAAAAAAAGGAACAUUGGUUAAAUAUUUGAAGAAUUAAACAUUUACGAAAGUGCUAAGAGAAUAAAGAAAUAAAUCAUCACAAUGUUGUCACGAGAAUCAUGGCAUUAUCAUGGCAUAGUGAGUGGCAUGUGUUUGUAGCGAACACGUCUUGUGUAAGAAUUUCACGUUUCCCAUUUUUUUGCCAAAAGGACUCGGCGUGAAUCCUCUCGCCGCGCAUGUAUAUUUCCGAUCAAAUUUAAAAUAGUGCCCCGUCCGUUGUCUUGCAAUUUUCAAAAGCAUUCAAUAAAGCAGUGUUCUACCUCAAACUUCACGCGUUUAGAAGCAACUGAAGGCCUAAUAAGUGCAACCAUUUGAAAUACAUAUCUGCAUGCAGCAGCAGGCUUGACGUCUCCAUCCUGCGUCAACUGUUCCACGCAGUCCAGGCUUGUCCUCAAGCAGCGGCGUUGGCGUUUCAUUUUGAGUCCUCGACAUUGAAAGUGAACACGUUGAGCGUACAAGUGAACAUUCUGGUAGGUCCAGCGUGCAGGGGGUGCUGCAGAUCGUUGGCAGUGUUGCAAGCGGUCGCUUGCCGCCCGUACUCGCAAGGCUGUGCUCCGGACGUAUAUUUUUUAUUCGGUGCUAAUGCACUCUGAUUGGCAAUGAAUAGGGGGGGGGGAAGGGGUGUCAUCCCAUCGUUUGUCUCUUAAUAGCACGUAAAUUGGUUUUUAGUCAACAAAAAAUAUGCCGUCAAUACUGUUUGCUGCUCACAAAGUCGUGAUAUGCAAUGUUUAUACUCGCUACAGCGACACUGCCGUGGUGAUCGCGUACACGAGUCUUAGAGCGAGCGCGUGAGCCCGUUCAUUUUUCACAGCGAGGCGGUGGUGGGGGGGGGGGGGACGCGUACAGCGUGAGGUACAGCGUGAGGUCCCCGUGACCAUAGUCGUGACGCGCAUUGCCGACUAACCCCACAGCAGCUCUUUUUUUUAUAUAUAUCGCUCGUCAAAUACACUUUGCAACAAUCGGCACAUAUUCCUACGGCAUUUGGGCACAGGUCUUGUGUCUGCAACCAAUGCGUCCUUGCCAUUGUGUUAAUGCAGGUUCAGCUUGUCUUCUGACACGUCGUCCCUGCUGGUAAUUGGCAACGCAGUUCUCUACCGGGACAUCUGCAUUCUCCGGCAUUGUGCUUGACUUGAUAACAACAACAACAACAAUAAAACGUUGUUGUAUGCCUUAAAGUUUGGUUGACUCGCCGUACAAGGCUGCUCCGUCACUCACCGCUUUAGGCCAGGGAGGCGUUGGAUUGUUUAUCAUUAAUUCAUCAGCUGAUAAUUAUUCAAAUCUGUCCUAUUUAUAUCACGUACGGACGCACGCACGCUUUGCGACACAGUCUUUUAUCGCAAGUCAAGAGGUGCCGGACAAACCCCCCCCACCCCCCCCGACCGUUUGCUCGAGCGCUCUUCUGCACAGAUGUGCAGAGCCCACGUGGCUUAGCCGACAGCUGCAUUCAUCUCUUGAUGAUAAUUGAUUUAGUAUUCAUACAUUGCCUGACUGAGCUAUUAUGUGGAAAAGUCAAAGCAGGGUCCUUAAGCAUUGAUAUAGUCAAGACUAGAGGCCUAAUGUGACUCAGCCGAGUCGGAGCUCUUGCGUACGUCUUUACAAUUGCCACAAAUGAUGCGUGUAGAAUUUUCAGUGAAAGCAUUCUACAGGGAAUUUCAGAGUACAGUUUAAGUGAAACAUGAACCAGAGUGUAGCGUUCCUUGACGCGACUGAAUGCAAUGUGUCACACGAGGCAGUUGUAAGCGGAGUGGUAAGACUGCAUAGGAGUUAAUAGCUGUGUAUUGAACGUAAUCGUCAAAUUGAUAUACGGUACAAAAAAAGCGUAAUUCCUGUAAAAUAACUUUCCAAACCUCAAACCUUGCAGAGAAGUCACGAAGGACGUUCACCUGUUAUUGAUCUCGCCGAUUUAAGCGUUUACAUUUGAACAUGCCAUGAAUGAUCUUCCUGCGGAAGGAAUAACGCACUGUAAAUGUGUUACACUUAAAUGUUUAAACGUAAACGAGCAUGUG